Messenger RNA from Anopheles bellator, 1740 nucleotides. Its product is annotated as protein wech-like. Gene Ontology annotation, molecular function: zinc ion binding; ubiquitin protein ligase activity; protein binding. Bases 1 to 1740 code for a protein of 579 amino acids. The record is from RefSeq and is a predicted model, not a curated record. Gene Ontology annotation, biological process: proteasome-mediated ubiquitin-dependent protein catabolic process; protein polyubiquitination. The transcript has a single exon. NCBI's taxonomy places the organism in Eukaryota, Metazoa, Arthropoda, Insecta, Diptera, Culicidae.
AUGAUCUCACCACCGAUAGGAUCGGCUGGAGGAGUGAUUAGAUCAGGAGGUUCCGGUGGCUGGCCUGGUGCGGGAGUGUUUUUGGAGCCGCACUGCGAUAUGCACGGUGAAGUGCUGAGCUAUUGGUGCGAACCGUGCAAGAAAGACGUGUGCCAAGAGUGUACACUGUGGGACCACCAGGAUCAUUCGUGCAUUCCGGUGCCUUCGAGCGUACGGUACGAUGCAUCGGUCAGGAUUCGCUCCAUCCUUGAGAGCGGCAUGCUGAGUAUGCAGCACAUUAAGGCGAGUAUCGGACAGACAGCUACAUACUCGCAAUCAGUGGAACAAAACGCGAUGGAAGCGUCGGCUGAAAUUCGCAACGCAAUGCGCCGCUUCAAACAGGCCGUGGAAGACCGCGAGCAGACGCUGCUCUAUCAAGUGAACCAGUUCCGCUGGCAAAAGCAAGCUUCUCUGUCGAACCAGACGGUGGGCCUUCAGGCCGUACUGGACGGCGUGUCGCAAACGUUGAACAUGUUAACGAUGGGCAGUGUGGAUAUAGCGAACAAGCUGACGACCGGCGAAAGACUGAUGGAGCAGUUUGUGGCCGACUACAAGAAUCUGCAAUCGAAGCAGGAGUCUAUUAAAGUUGCAGCACCCAAUUUUAAGCUGCUGGAGCAGAUUCGGAUGCAGGGCGAUGUGAUGGUUGUCGACCAGCGAAGCGGUUGGGUGUCGAGUAACGGUUCGUCGGUAGCGGGUACGUCGUGCCUUCAAGGAGGACCUCCGGGCGGGAGUAUUGGUAGCGGUGUACUAGGAUCGGGCAAUGAUGGAGGUGGACCAAGUUUGACGUUCGGAUCCCAUGGCCCCGAAGACGGGCAGGUCUCCCGCCCAUGCGGCAUCACGGUGAACAAGGAUGGUCACAUACUGGUGGCCGAUCGGUACAACCACCGGGUGCAGAUCUUCUACUCCAACGGCACGUUCAAGCUAACGUUUGGCUCGAAGGGCUCCGGCGACGGGCAAUUCAACCUACCGGUCGGCAUUUGCACCGACGGACGGGGACGCAUCAUUGUCGCAGACAAGGACAACCACCGGGUGCAGGUGUUCUCGCCCGGGGGCAAGUACCUCCGACAGUUCGGCAGCCACGGGAAGAAGACGGGCGAAUUUCGUUACCCGUGGGACGUGGCGGUUAAUAUGAAGAACGAGAUACUGGUGACCGACAUGCAAAACAACCGCGUGCAGCUGUUCAGGCCGGAUGGGUGGUUUAUCUUGCAGUUCAGCUUCGCCGAUAUCAAUCACAACCAGCUCUCGCCAACCAGUCGUACGCCGUCUCCUCGCGGGGCCUGCUUUACGCCCCAGGGAAACAUAAUCAUCACGGACAUUGAAAACAACCAACUACUGCUGAUCGAUGCGACGCUUUCGAAGGUCUUGGACUCCAAAGUUCAUCGGGGGUCCGCAGUGGACAAGUUUAUGCACCCUUCGGCUAUCUGCUGCGGCGACGAUGGUCGGGUGUUUGUCGCUGAUUGUAAGAACCACCGUGUAUUCAUCUUCUCUCCGCAGCUAGAGUUCCUCUCGGAGAUCAAAAUCAGGCCCUCAUGGAUGGACGGGAUGCUUGCGGUCGGGCUGAACGAAAAAAAUGGCCCCUGUGGCGUUGCUCUGUUGCCAGACGGUCGACUCGUAGUGACGAUUGGAGCCUCGUGGAACGACCUGAAGUGCAUUCAACAGAAAACCUUUAUCAACAUUUACUCAUGUGUCCCGAUGAUGUAG